AUGGUUCGGGUCUGCUGCGCUUGUGGUGCGCAAGAGAAAGCGCUGAACCUGGUGGCAGAAGCACAGGCCAAAGGCGUAAAGCCGCGGCUGCGAACCCUGUCGGCGGUUCUGCUGCAGGCAUCAGAAGCUGGCGACCGUUCAACCUGCGAGUCUUUGUGGGCACGGUUGCCGAGCCUGGGACUUGAGCCCCAGGAUUCCGAGUUUGCUAUCAUGUUGCGAACCUUCCGUGGAGAGCCACUUCGUGAUUCGCUCAGAGUGGUGGUGCAACCAGUGGCCAGCAAACGGCUACCCCCAGCGUAA
Messenger RNA from Symbiodinium pilosum, 300 nucleotides. The record is from the annotation of a GenBank genome assembly. NCBI's taxonomy places the organism in Eukaryota, Dinophyceae, Suessiales, Symbiodiniaceae.